AGUCCUAAUAUUUGUAUACUAAACCAUCAGCCUACAUAAUACCGCGCUAACAUAAAACCCUAGUUUUCGUCUUGCCGCUUCUUCUUCUCUCACAGCUGCUCAUCGUCUUCCCUCUGUUCAGAUCUCUGCAAGUGAAGAAUGGAAUCCCAGGUGAAACAUGCAGUGGUGGUGAAAGUUAUGGGUAGGACUGGAUCGAGAGGACAGGUGACUCAGGUGAGAGUCAAGUUUCUGGAUGACCAAAACCGUUUCAUCAUGAGGAAUGUUAAGGGACCGGUUAGGGAAGGCGAUAUUCUUACCCUUCUCGAGUCUGAAAGAGAGGCAAGGAGGUUGCGUUGAUGGGGCUGUUGCUUGCUUUCUCAUUUUUUUGUCCUUAUGUCUUAGAUAUUGUUUUAACAGUAUGUUUUUUGAUUUUAUGAUGGAAUUAUCACUAUUAAUAGACUGGGGAUUUUGGGAUGCCAUCUUUGUUUGCUAUCAUUUGAAAUUUUCGAUGUUGGAAAAGUACUAAAUUUUGGGUUUUUGCCUGCAGCGAGAUACUUAGUUGUGUUUACUUUGUUCUGAAAAAAAAAAAUCGCCUUCUUUUGUAGUA
This is a messenger RNA of Ziziphus jujuba (common jujube), 586 nucleotides long. Its product is annotated as small ribosomal subunit protein eS28. The transcript has 2 exons. Bases 139 to 336 code for a protein of 65 amino acids. Gene Ontology annotation, biological process: maturation of SSU-rRNA; translation; ribosomal small subunit assembly. Gene Ontology annotation, molecular function: structural constituent of ribosome. NCBI's taxonomy places the organism in Eukaryota, Viridiplantae, Streptophyta, Magnoliopsida, Rosales, Rhamnaceae. The record is from RefSeq and is a predicted model, not a curated record. Gene Ontology annotation, cellular component: ribosome; cytosolic small ribosomal subunit.